GGUGAUUAUGUAUGAAAAAUACUGCAAAAGUUGUAUUUAAACGAAGGUUUUACUAGGAAAUAAGCUUUGGAUAAGGAUCAAUUCUCAUUACCAAAAUGUCUGGGAAAGACGUGGAAAGAGAUCGGUUGUUGAAAAAAAUAGCGGAAAAACGAGCCAAGCUCGAAGCCAGGACAGACCUAAAUAUCAAAAUCCCCCGACUUGAGUUGCCGUCCGCUUACAGUUUUCAGGAUAGGUCGGUUUUUUCCUUACCGCCUGAAAUUUUAAAACCCAUUUUGGCUUCGGCUCAUCCUAAAUAUCGCAGGAAACUUGCUGCUGAAAAAAAACGGGCUGCAGAAAUGAAAAAUAAACUCACUUCCUAUACGGCUUUAAGAAAACAACGAGAAGAAUUCAGACAACGCCUGGUUAAUCUCAUAACAAAUGUCCAUGACGAGUCGAUGGACUUUGACCAUAUCCCUUCAGCUCAGGAAAAAGAAAUGUUACGAUAUUAUUACUACGUUAAGCAUGGCGUUGAUACUGUUCACGUGGCACCUUUAGACGAAAAAGUUUUGAAUAGAGUACUCUCAUUGGUGCCAAGAAAACUGAUGGUCUGGAGUGACAUCUUGACCAACACUGUCGCAGAUAUUAGAGAAGACUUUAUGAUGGCCAACAAAAAAGCUAUUAUAGAUUUUGUUUUACAAGAUCCAGCAUUUCUCACAGGAGUCACCGACGAGCAUACGCCGUUUAAAAAAGAACGCAAACAAAUCGGAAGUAGCUUCAGGCCAGCUUUUGAUUACGCCAAAACUCGAAUGCACAGAACUUUGCAUGCAAUUAAUCCGUGUUUGUCGGUGUUGCUUGAUAUUUGGUUUAGCCGUUUUCGCAAGCUCCGCCUAAUCGAUACGCAAGAGCUUCAGAAACAUCAGGGCGCCUUUGAAUUGAAUGAAUUUAAAAACCAAUGCAGACAGAGCAUAGAAAAAUGUCGCACUGUUCUUAUGGAUCAGUACUAUUAUGCUGUGACUGAUGUUUUUUUACAAGGGGCCAAGAGAAAUAAAUUGCCCGAUCCUUCAAAACCACGCAAAAUGAAGUCCUUUUAUAAUUCAGUUGCAACUAUUAUGACCAAUCAAUUACAAAUGUUGUGCCUCAAAUCGUUAUAUGAUUAUGUAUAUUACAUCACUGACAUUAAAUUUUCUAAUAAAGGCUUUCAAAUUAAGCUGGUGCAAAGGAUGAACGUUUUAGCCUUUGAGCCUCAAUUCAAAAAUGUUAGAGACAUUUUGUUACAUGAAAUUGAUUACAUUAUUGAUGCUGUACAGGAUAUACCAAGAUUGGAGACUAAACUUUAUUUGGAUUAUGCAGACCCUAUUGAGUAUCUUAAACCUACAAUUCCACAAGAAAUCGUUAACAACUACAAACAACAAAUCCGAAACCUGCUGGAAAAUCAACGCAUAGGACCCGAGUUGCGUGUUCAAGAUUUUGAUGAAUACAUGCCACUAAUUAAUGGAGAAUCCGAAGAAGAAAUCGAACAAUUCUUAAGCGUCGAUCAUAAAUUGGAGGUUUAUAUGGAGCAAAUUUUAAAAUACAAAUUGAUCAUGGACAGUGUUCCGUUGUCGACCGAACACGUCAUUACCAUGGAAAUGUACGAUAUGAAUCGCAGCGAAUUGAUUAAGGCUUUGGAAAUGCAAGCCGAUAGUUUCAGGGAUCGAUUGAUUCAGCGAUGUAUCAAGUGUUAUCAGCAAAUGUGCAAACAGCUAGGAGAAGAAUACCAAGCUAUUUCCGAUAAGGCAUUGAGCAUCCCUAAUAACACUGCCGAACUAAUGGACCUCAUAAAAUACGUAACCGAAGUGGAAACUGUUAUGUUAUACCAAAUGGAAGAUCGUCUGAGAGAAGUCAUGGAUUAUAUGCUGUUUCUUUCUGAUCAUUGCAUAUUUACUCCGGUGGAAAUGAAACAAAAUAACAUAACAUUUCAUUGGUAUUUGCAUAUGCCGAAAGUGAUCGAAGAACACCGGCAAAUGAUCGAUGUGAAAAUGGAAGAGUUCCAGGCGCAACUUAACGUUAAAAUUCAAAAAUUUCAAGAUGAUUUGGAAAUGUAUGCUAAAAUGGUCGACGAGCUACAGUAUAAUGGGAAUGUGGAUGAUUUGCCGCGGUACCAUAGGAAAGCUUGCAAAUUGGAUGACAGAUUGGUCAACGCCAUGGAACGUAUCGAUCAAUUCAACGAAGAAGAAGCAGCGUUCAAUUUCGAGCUCUCCCAAUAUCCGUUGCGUAAACAGAUACACGAAAAAUUGGCUCCGUACAAAAAGCUUUACGACAACGCGACAGAUUUUAUCAACAAACACGAGCUCUGGAUGAAAUCCAGAGUCGGUUCGUAUGAUCCGGAGGAAAUUGAAACCGACGUCGGCACCUAUUUUCGAAAUAUUUACAAAUUGGAAAAGGUAUUCGCGGAGAGACCGGCGACGCUCAACUUGGCCACAACGGUUCGGACGAAUAUUGAGGAAUUCAAGGAGAACAUGCCGAUUAUACAGACUUUGGGGAAUCCUGGCAUGAAGGAGCGGCACUGGGAAAAAGUAUCGGAAAUUGUUGGAUUUCCUAUUAAAGUUGACGAUGAUCUGACAUUGGAAAAAAUCAUUGAUUACGGCCUCAACGACUACAUUGAAAAAUUCGAAGCCAUUUCUGAAGCAGCCACCAAAGAAAACAAUUUAGAAAAGACCUUGCUGAAAAUGAUAUCCGAAUGGGCAGACAUGGAAUUCACAAUUUUAGUGUACAGAGACACUGGUACUUAUAUUUUGUCUGCCAUCGAUGACAUUCAAGUUCAACUCGAUGAUCAUAUUGUGAAAACUCAAACAAUGAAAAAUUCACCUUACAUCAAACCAUUCCAGAAAGAAAUUUUGAACUGGGAAACUAAGCUUCAACUCCUGCAAGAAAUCCUGGACGAAUGGCUCAAAGUCCAAGCUACUUGGAUGUAUCUAGAACCAAUUUUCUCCUCUCCAGACAUCCAACAGCAAAUGCCUGAAGAGGGAAGAAGAUUUAGCGCUGUGGACAAAAUAUGGAGGGACCUAAUGAAGACUGUAUUCAGCGAUCCAAAAGUCUUAUCUGUCGUGGAAAUUGACAAGAUGGCCGAAAGAUUAAAAAAGUGCAACAGUUUAUUGGAAAUGAUCCAACGAGGACUUAACGAUUAUCUAGAAAAGAAGCGUUUGUAUUUCCCAAGGUUUUUCUUUUUAUCAAAUGAUGAAUUACUAGAGAUUCUGAGUGAAACUAAAGAUCCUACCAGAGUACAACCGCAUUUGAAAAAAUGCUUUGAAGGCAUUGCAAAAUUAACCUUCACAGAAGAACUCGAUGUUACCGAAAUGAGAUCUAGUGAAGGUGAAGUGGUACCAUUGCCUGACAUUAUCCAAACAACUUUGGCAAGAGGCCAAGUUGAAAAAUGGCUUGUCGAACUAGAAACCGACAUGAAAAAAGCAGUACACCUCAUGGUACAAAAAUCAAUUGAAGAUUAUCCCAAACGACCUCGAGACAAUUGGGUACUUAAAUGGCCUGGCCAAUGCAUACAAGCAGUUGGCAGUACUUUUUGGGCAUCGGAAGUAACCCAAGCUAUCAACGAAAGCGCACAAGCGAUGAAAACCUAUUUGUUGAAAUGUAACAGUCAAAUUGCCAAAAUUGUAGAUCUAGUUAGAGGAAAAUUGAGUACGCAAAACAGAAUUACUUUGGGGGCUUUAGUGGUAUUGGAUGUCCAUCAAAGGGACGUUUUAUCAGUGAUAAUUGAUUUAGGCACAAGAACUGUUCAUGACUUUAAUUGGUUAUGUCAGUUGAGGUAUUAUUGGGAGUCGAAUCAAAUGGUCGUAUCAAUGAUAAAUAGUACUUUGAAAUAUGGCUAUGAAUAUUUAGGAAACACUACAAGAUUGGUAGUUACUCCUUUAACUGACAGAUGUUACAGGACUUUGUUUGGUGCGUUACACCUACAUCUGGGUGGGGCUCCAGAAGGUCCUGCAGGGACAGGGAAAACUGAAACCGUGAAAGAUUUGGCAAAAGCUGUUGCUAAACAAUGCGUGGUCUUCAAUUGCUCAGAUGGUUUGGAUUACAUUGCUCUGGGCAAGUUCUUCAAGGGGUUGGCUUCCUGUGGAGCUUGGUCUUGCUUCGACGAGUUCAACCGGAUCGAUUUGGAGGUAUUGUCGGUGGUGGCUCAGCAAAUUUUAACUAUACAACGUGGCAUCAAUGCUGGACAAGAGAAAUUCUUCUUUGAAGGUACCGAACUCAAACUGGAUCCGAGUUGUGCUGUGUUUAUAACUAUGAAUCCAGGUUAUGCUGGUCGAUCCGAACUACCCGACAACCUAAAGGCCCUCUUCCGAUCGGUAGCCAUGAUGGUACCAGACUACGCCCUGAUAGCCGAAAUCGAGCUUUAUGCUUCUGGAUUUUUGGUAGCCAAACCAUUGGCAGUUAAAAUUGUGGCUACAUACAAAUUAUGCUCCGAACAAUUGUCAUCACAGCAUCACUACGAUUACGGCAUGAGAGCUGUAAAGUCCGUACUAAGAGCAGCUGGAGCCUUGAAGCUACGCUAUCCUGAUGAAAAAGAAGAUAUUCUUGUUUUGAGGUCCAUUAAAGAUAUUAAUUUGGCCAAGUUCUUGCAUCAUGAUGUGCCGCUGUUUGAAGGAAUAACUUCUGAUUUGUUCCCCGGAGUAGUUCUUCCAGAACCCGAUUAUAUAGUUCUCAAUAAAGCCGUAGAAGAUACUUGCAAAGCCAUGAACGUCCAAUGUACUCCAAUAUUUUUGGAAAAAGUCCAACAAUUGUACGAAAUGAUUGUUGUAAGGCAUGGUUUGAUGAUUGUUGGAUUACCGUUUGCCGGUAAAACCACUGCCUACAGGGUGUUGGCUGAUGCUCUGGGUUUAGCGGAGGAGAGAGGUGGCAUGGAUGAACACCGUGCCAUUUACACGGUUAUGAAUCCAAAAUCCAUAACCAUGGGCCAAUUAUACGGACAAUUCGAUCCAGUGUCCCAUGAAUGGUCUGAUGGCGUUCUAGCAGUGAGUUUUAGGCAAUUUGCAAUGUCUCAAACCGAAGAAAGAAAAUGGUUGAUUUUUGAUGGUCCAGUCGAUGCAGUGUGGAUAGAAAACAUGAACACCGUAUUGGACGAUAACAAAAAACUAUGCCUAAUGUCAGGAGAAAUUAUUCAAUUGGCGAAUACAACAAAUUUGAUUUAUGAACCUAUGGACUUGGACGUUGCCUCACCAGCCACUGUAUCCAGAUGUGGCAUGAUUUACAUGGAACCCAAAUCCUUGGGCUGGCAGCCAUUGCUUAUUUCCUGGCUCAAUACACUGCCACCUUUUAUUAACAACGAUUUUUAUAAAACGAUGAUUUUUAAUUUGUUUGUUCGUUUUUGUAAACCUCUAAUUUGGUUGAUACGAAAAGGAGGAGUCAGAGAAAUUGCUACCACUUCAGAUCAUAAUUUGGUUCGAUCGACAAUGAAUCUUUUCGAUUGUUUCAUGGACGAUUUUUAUGAAGAUAAAUAUAGAGAACAGGUGUCCGAUUUGGACGUAAGGGCCCAAAUAGAGGGCUCGUUCUUUUUCGCUUGUAUUUGGUCCAUGGGUGGCACCUUGGACAAUAAUAGCCAAAAAAAGUUCAAUGUUUUAUUUAGGGCUCUAUUGGAGAGAGAGUUUCCUCAAAAAACAACCACAGAUUUGGGAAUUCCUUAUGAAAUUAGUAAACCAGAGAAACCUUAUAUUUUCACUUUACCCGUUGGAGAAACCGUGUUCGAUUAUAGAUUUAUAAAAGAGGGCAAAGGCAAAUGGAAACUUUGGUCUGACGAACUAAUGAGCGCACCCCCAAUUCCAAGGGACAUUCCUGUAAAUCAAAUAAUCGUAACCACUGUGGAGACUAUUAGAGCCAUUGCUCUAAUGCAAUUGCUGGUGCAGCAUCAAAAAUCCAUAAUGCUUAUAGGCCCAACUGGAACUGGAAAAUCUGUUUACAUCACAGACUUUCUACUACGAAAAAACGACACAAAAACCUACAUUCCUUUAUUUAUUAAUUUCUCGGCACAAACCACUGCCAAUCAAACCCAAAACAUUAUCAUGGCUAAGCUGGAUAAGAGAAGGAAAGGUGUCUAUGGACCUCCUGUGACCAAAAAAUGCGUCAUUUUUGUCGAUGAUAUCAACAUGCCCCUAAAAGAAAUCUACGGGGCUCAGCCUCCCAUUGAAUUACUAAGGCAGUGGUUCGACCAUGAAAUAUGGUACGAUUUAAAGGAAAUCGUACCAAUGAAAUUAAUUGAUAUACAGUUUAUGUGUGCUAUGUGUCCACCUGGCGGUGGAGGAAAUACCAUCACUCAGAGAUUCUCCAGACAUUUCAAUCAUUUGUGCAUUGACGAAUUCGAAGAUGGUACACUGAUUAAUAUUUUUAGCAAAAUUAUGUUGUGGCACUUAGACACUAGAGGUUUCUCAAAAGACUUUGAUCCUUGUAUUGAAGAAAUCGUAUUGGCAACGUUGGAUAUUUAUAAAAUGGCUCGGGCUAAUUUAUUACCGACGCCUGCUAAAUCUCAUUACCUUUUCAAUUUGAGAGAUUUUUCAAGAGUAAUUCAGGGUGUUUUAUUAUCAGUGCCUGAAGCAAUGGAAGAUCUGAUGGCAAUGAAACGUUUGUGGGUACACGAAGUGCUAAGGGUGUAUUACGAUCGAUUGGUGGAUGACAAUGAUCGAACGUGGAUAGUUGAAGCUUUAAGAGGUGUUUGUAGGGAUAAAUUGGAAGAAGAUAUGGAUUUUAUGUUUCAGCGAUUAGCCCCUGCUGACGGUGGACCGAUUGGCGAGCUUCAACUGAGAAAAUUAGUUUAUUGCGAUUUUGCUAAUCCCAAAGCUGACCAACGACAUUACAUCGAAGUAGUCGAUUUGGAAAAUCUAAAAUCGAUCACAGAAGGUUAUCUUAAUGAAUUCAAUAAUAUGUCCAAGAAACCGAUGAACUUGGUGCUAUUCCGAUUUGCCAUCGAGCAUUUAUCGAAACUUUGUCGUAUUUUGAAACAACCGAGAAGUCAUGGUCUAUGCGUUGGUGUUGGAGGUUCAGGACGCCAAUCUUUAACUCGUUUAGCUGCGCAUAUUUCCGAAUAUGAACUAUUCCAAGUGGAAAUUACACGAUUGUAUGGCGUGAAUGAAUGGAGAGAAGACGUUAAAGUCAUUCUUAAAAAGGCUAGCGCUUCUGACCAGCACGGAGUGUUUUUGUUCACUGAUUCUCAAAUUAAAGAAGAAGCCUUUUUGGAGGACGUCAGUAAUUUGAUGAACUCCGGCGAAGUGCCUAAUUUAUAUAAUAUGGAAGAAAAAGUUGAGAUUUGUGAAAAAAUGCGUCAACUUGAUAGGCAAAGGGACAAAUCAAUGCAAACCGAUGGCAGUCCUGCAGCUCUUUUUAACUAUUUCGUACAAAUAGUUAGAGAACAGUUGCACGUUGUACUGGCAAUGAGCCCUAUCGGUGAAAGUUUCAGGAAUCGAAUUAGGAAAUUUCCUGCGCUUGUUAAUUGUUGUACUAUUGAUUGGUUUCAGAGUUGGCCUGAAGAUGCCCUAGUCGCCGUUGCAACUAAAUUUCUUGGGGAAGUUGAAUUAACAGAUCAUGAACGAAAGGUUUGCAUCGCCAUGUGCCAAACGUUCCACAUUUCCACUCAAGAUCUGUCAGAUGAAUAUUUCUUGAGAUUAAGAAGAUUCAAUUACGUUACCCCGACGUCCUAUUUGGAGAUGAUUAAUACCUUCAAGACAUUUUUAUUUAAAAAGAGAAAGCAAUUGUUACAAGGCCAAAAACGUUACGAAAUUGGUUUGGAAAAACUUGAAGCUGCUGGAGCCGAAGUAUCUGUAAUGCAAGCAGCUUUGGAAGCUUUACAGCCUCAAUUAGUCGUGGCUCAAGCCAAAGUGGAAGAUACUAUGAAAAUAGUUGAAGCUGAAACAGCCGAAGCAGCCGAAGUAGAAAAAAUAGUGAUGAUAGACGAAGAAGCUGCAAAUGAACAGGCUAAAGCUGCGCAAGCAAUCAAAGAUGAAUGCGAAGCUAAUAUGGCUGAAGCGAUGCCUAUACUUAAUGCCGCCUUGGCAGCUUUGAAUACUUUAACUCCUGCUGAUAUUACUAUUGUAAAAACCAUGAAAAAUCCACCCAAAGGGGUUAAGCUCGUGAUGGAAGCUGUGUGCAUUUUAAAGGAUAUCAAACCAGAUAAAUUACCAUUGCCAAGUGGAAUCGGAACUUAUGAUGAUUAUUGGGGCCCAUCUAAAAAAGUCCUAGGUGAUAUGAAAUUCUUGGAAAACUUAAUAAAUUUUGAUAAAGACAAUAUUCCUCCACGUGUCAUGGCCAAACUAAAAGAACAAAUUUUGAACGAUGAAAACUUUGAUCCAGACAAAGUCAAAACAGCCUCGUCAGCCGCUGAAGGUAUCUGCAAGUGGGUCAUUGCCAUAUCCAAAUAUGAUAAGGUAGCUAAAGUUGUGGCUCCAAAAAAAGCUGCUUUGGCUAUAGCUGAAGACCAAUUCAAUACUGCGAUGGCUUCAUUGGAAAUCAAAAGACAACAAUUACGAGAAGCUAGAGAAAGAGUUGCAAAAUUGGAAGAACGUUUGGCGGAUGAAUCUAAAAAAUUCAAAAUAUUAACCGAUGAAGUCAACCUUUGCACUUUAAAGCUUCAAAGGGCUGAAGAUCUAAUUGGUGGUUUGGGUGGAGAAAAGGAUAGAUGGAGACUGACAGCUAAACAGUUAGGAGAACAAUAUUUCUUGUUAGUUGGUGAUAUAUUGAUAUCGGCAGCCAUUGUUGCCUACUUGGGCGCCUUCACCAUGCAAUUUAGACAAAAACAAAUCGAAGAAUGGCUUAACUUACUUGAAAGCUAUGGGAUAGUGACUACAAAAGAUUUUCAAUUGACUGGUAUCUUAGGGGAGCCGGUGGUUAUUAGGCAAUGGAACAUUUAUGGUUUGCCCACCGAUAAUUUUAGUAUUGAAAAUGCUAUUAUAAUUUCAAAUGCCAGAAGAUACGCUUUAAUGAUAGAUCCGCAAGGUCAGGCCAACAAAUGGAUUAAAAACAUGGAGAAAACAAACAAUUUGGCAAUUAUUCGUUUAAAUCAGCCGGAUUAUGUUAGAAUUCUAGAAAACGCCAUUCAGUUUGGUCAACCGGUUUUACUCGAAAACGUCGGACAAGAACUGGAUCCAAUUUUAGAGCCGGUUUUAGCUCAACAAAUAUUCAAACAAGGGGGGACUAUGUGUUUGAAGCUGGGCGAUUCCGUCGUUGAAUACAGUUCGGAUUUCAAAUUAUAUAUAACGACGAAACUGCGUAAUCCACAUUACUUGCCCGAAGUUGCCGUAAAGGUAACACUGGUAAAUUUCAUGAUAACAAAUGCAGGGCUGGAGGAUCAGCUUUUAGGAAUUGUUGUUGCCAAAGAAAGGCCCGACUUGGAAGCGGAGAAAAAUGCCCUUAUUAUUCAGGGUGCUGAAAAUAAACGAUCCCUCAAAGAAAUUGAAGACAAAAUCCUUGAGGUUUUGAGCACAUCGCAAGGAAAUAUCCUAGAAGACGAAACUGCAGUGAAUAUUUUAAGUUCUUCCAAGCAAUUGUCAAACGAAAUAGCUGCCAAACAAGCCAUAGCCGAGGAAACUGAAAAGCAAAUUGACAAGGCCCGUCUGGAAUAUACCCCGAUAGCGGCCCACUCGACGAUUUUAUUUUUCACAAUUGCCGAUUUGGCGAACAUUGAUCCAAUGUACCAAUAUUCUUUGGUUUGGUUCGUGAAUCUAUUUAAAAGUACUAUUGAUAACACUGAUAAAGUCGAAGACGUGAAAAUGAGACUUGAGGAUUUGAGACGGGUCUUUACAUAUUAUUUGUACGUGAAUAUUUGUCGAAGUUUGUUCGAAAAAGACAAAUUACUAUUUUCUCUGCUAUUGACAAUAAACCUAAUGAAAAGUCGAGACGAAGUCGACAUGUCCGAAUGGAUGUUUUUCCUGACGGGAGGCGUAGGGCUGGAUAAUCCAAACGUCAACCCUUCAGACUGGCUCGUGACGAAAUCCUGGGAUGAAUUGUGCAGAUUAGGCGAUUUGCCGAAUUUCAAGGGAAUUAUCAAUCAUUUCAGCAAAAACUUAUCGAAAUGGAAAUUAAUAUUUGACUCGGGAGAGCCUCAGAAAGUGCCCUUACCAAGCCCCUGGUUAGAAAAAUUAAAUUCUCUACAAAAACUCCUAGUUCUCAGAUGUAUAAGAUUCGACAAAAUCGUUCCGGCAGUACAAGAUUUUGUCACAGAGCAUCUUGGCAAGCAAUUUGUAGAACCUCCACCCUUCGAUUUAACCUCAUCGUUUGCCGAUUCCCAUUGCUGCAUACCACUAAUUUUUGUACUAACUCCUGGUGCCGAUCCAACAGCAGUGUUACUUAAAUUCGCUGACGAUCAAGGUUUUGGAGCUGCAAGACUAUUUGCUCUAUCACUAGGACAAGGACAAGGCCCUAUUGCAGUUAAGCUUAUAGAUGAAGGUGUGAAAAAUGGCACGUGGGUGGUACUGCAAAAUUGUCAUUUGGCUAAAAGUUUCAUGCCAACUUUGGAAAGAAUCUGCGAAAAUUUAACGCCAGACUCCACGCAUCCAGAUUUUCGUUUGUGGUUAACCUCUUACCCUGCCGAUCAUUUCCCGGUAUUAGUGUUGCAAAAUGGCGUCAAAAUGACCAACGAACCGCCGAAAGGCUUAAGAGCAAACAUUACUCGUUCGUACAUGAGCGAUCCGAUAUCAGACAUGGAAUGGUUUGAAAGUUGCAAACAGUCUGCAGUUUUCAAAAAGCUUUUAUACAGUUUGUGCUUUUUCCAUGCUACGGUGCAAGAAAGACGUAAAUUUGGGCCUUUGGGUUGGAACAUUCCAUAUGAGUUUAAUGAAACGGAUCUUAGAAUAAGCGUGAUGCAGUUGCAUAUGUUUUUAAAUGAAUACGAGGAUAUUCAAUUUGUUGCUCUAUUAUAUUUGACUGGCGAGUGUAAUUAUGGCGGAAGAGUGACAGAUGAUUGGGAUAGAAGAACCUUAAAUACAAUCUUGCAAAAGUUCUAUUGUGUGGAGGUGGUGGAAAUUGAAAAUUUCCCAUUCGAUCCCAGUGGGGCCUAUUAUUGUCCGGACAAAACCGAAUAUGACGAAUUUAUCACUUACACGAAAUCUUUGCCCAUAAUCACGCAUCCGGAAGUUUUCGGUAUGAAUGAGAACGCUGAUAUUAUGAAAGAUCAGCAGGAGACCAAUUUGCUGCUUUCCAAUACAUUACUGACUCAGGAUGCAAUGUCAGUAGCCAGCGCUGACAAAUCACCAGAUGAAAUCGUCAUGGAAGUAGCCACAGCUGUUUUGGCUCAGCUACCAGCAGAUUUCGACCGCGAUGUUGCCAUGGAAAAAUUUCCGGUUUCCUAUUCUCAAAGCAUGAACACCGUUCUGGUGCAGGAAAUGAACCGGUUCAAUCUUUUAUUGUCUACAAUCCGGACUAGCUUGCGCAAUGUGCAAAAAGCCAUUAAAGGUUUGAUUUUAAUGUCUAUGGAUUUGGAAGAAGUGGUCACCAGUAUUUUGACCGGAAGAAUACCAGCGAUGUGGGCCAAGAAAUCGUACCCUUCAUUAAAGCCGCUUGGAAGUUAUAUCAACGAUUUUUUGGCCAGGUUGGUGUUUUUACAGAAAUGGAUGGAUGAGGGUGCACCGAUGACGUUUUGGAUUUCUGGCUUCUUUUUCACGCAGGCCUUUUUAACUGGAGCCCAGCAAAAUUUUGCCAGGAAAUAUACUAUACCUAUUGAUCUACUAACAUUCGAUUAUGAGGUGCUCCGACAAUCGACAUUUAAAACGGCGCCAGACGACGGGGUUUACGUUUACGGCCUGUUUCUGGAUGGUGCCAGAUGGAACCCCGAUAAAAUGAUAGUGGAUGAAUCUUUGCCGAAAGUUCUAUAUGAUGCAGUACCAUAUAUUUGGCUUAUACCUAUCAAAAGAGACGAUCUAGAAGAAAAACAGACGUACCUUUGUCCAGUUUAUAAAACAGCCGAGAGAAGAGGAGUAUUGUCCACAACAGGACAUUCUACCAACUUUGUCAUUGCGAUGACGUUGCCUACUCAAAAAAGUCAAGCUUAUUGGGUCAUGAGAGGUGUAGCUAUGUUGUGUCAAUUAUCACAAUAGUGUGUUCUUAUUCUAUUCUACUGAUUUUUUAUGUAUUACUAUUUUUACAAUAAAUUUAUCAUUAUUU
Molecule: messenger RNA, 12108 nt
Organism: Ceutorhynchus assimilis (cabbage seed weevil)
Lineage: Eukaryota; Metazoa; Arthropoda; Insecta; Coleoptera; Curculionidae
Source: the annotation of a GenBank genome assembly